This is a messenger RNA of Cygnus olor (mute swan), 9398 nucleotides long. It is a transcript of the gene TRPM1, whose product is annotated as transient receptor potential cation channel subfamily M member 1. Lineage: Eukaryota; Metazoa; Chordata; Aves; Anseriformes; Anatidae. Gene Ontology annotation, cellular component: membrane. The record is from RefSeq and is a predicted model, not a curated record. Gene Ontology annotation, biological process: calcium ion transport into cytosol; protein tetramerization. Gene Ontology annotation, molecular function: calcium channel activity.
UCCCGCGCUGCCCGCCCCUGUUCGGGGCAGCAGGUGCCGCAGAGCCGCCGCCUCUGGACGAGAAGUGCCGGUGCAGCCCGGCCCCGCCGCCGGGCACGCGCCGCCCGAGGCCCGGGGCCUCGUCCUGUCACCGUUUCCCGCCGCCCGCCCGCCCUGAGGAGAAAUCCCUCGAGGUGAACCGGGAGGUGUGAUUGGCUGCCAUGCUUGGGGGGGCUCCAGAAGGAGGUAGAGCAGCCAAUCAGAGAAGACAUUACAUGCUGCGUGUGACUCCCCACAGUGGAGGAGGCCCUGGGCGCCAUGUUGUGUCGGGGGCCUCUCGAGGGCCGGGGGCAUCCCUUGGGGACCGUGCGGUGCUCCUAUGGCUUGGUUCGGGGCGUGAGCAGGUGGGACACAGCCCACCACGUCCCGGGAGCCUUUGGCCAAGAGGGAGAAGAUGCCAUGUCACAGGACAUCUGGGCCCGUGGGCAGCAGAAGGAUGGCCUUCCUCGUCUGUGGUAUUCAGAUUACAUUUCUGAGAAGAUACCAUGGAAGAAAACUCGCCUCUCCGUUCUGCUCCUUCUCUUCAGUCCUUUGAAAGGGUAUUGCAUUGUUUAUGAAAUCAAGGAACAUCAAACAAAAUGUCUCCAACCAGUACCAUUGUUCUUGUUCCGGCUGCAAAUGGAAGUUACAGGUGUUAACCCCUCUAAGGAUUUGUUCUAUUGUUUGGUUACUACAGCAUUGCUAUGAGGAGAUAUAGUUCACAGAAAAAGACGUUGAAUUUUCUUCACCCAACAGAUAACAGCCCCCAGGAACCUACAGUGUGCUCAUUCUCAUGGGUCAAAAGGCUUGGAUAGAGAAAACCUUUUCAAAAAGAGAAUGCAUCUAUGUAAUUGCCAACAGCAAAGACAUUAGCAGGUGCUGCUGUGGACAGCUCAUUAACCAGCAUAUUCCACCUCCUUCAAGUAUAACAGCUAAUAAAAAUGGGGAAGAAACAAAGCAAGUGGAGGCUCAACCAGAGAAAUGGUCUGUCAGCAAACACACCCAUACAUACCCAACUGAUGCCUAUGGAAACCUUGAAUUCCAGGGAGGAGGACAUUCAAAUAAGGCAAUGUAUAUCCGUGUGUCGUAUGACACCAAACCAGAUUCUCUGCUGCAUCUCAUGGUGAAAGACUGGCAACUAGAAUUGCCCAAACUCUUAAUCUCUGUCCAUGGGGGCCUCCAGAACUUUGAAAUGCAACCGAAACUGAAGCAAGUGUUCGGAAAAGGUCUGAUAAAGGCUGCCAUGACCACCGGAGCCUGGAUUUUCACUGGAGGUGUUAGUACAGGUGUCAUUCGUCAUGUGGGAGAUGCCUAAGAUCAUUCUUCAAAAUCCAGAGGACGAAUCUGUGCCAUAGGAAUUGCACCAUGGGGCAUUGUAGAAAACAAGGAAGAUCUGAUAGGAAAAGAUGUAACACGUGUUUACCAAACAAUGUCAAACCCUCUAAGUAAGCUCUCUGUGCUCAACAGUUCCCAUACACAUUUCAUUCUGGCAGACAAUGGUACACUAGGUAAAUAUGGAGCUGAAGUAAAGUUACGACGUCAGUUGGAAAAACACAUUUCCCUCCAGAAAAUUAAUACACGGCUGGGACAAGGUGUUCCUGUAGUUGGACUUAUCGUGGAAGGUGGUCCUAAUGUUAUCUCCAUUGUCCUGGAGUGUCUACGAGAAGAACCUCCUCUUCCUGUUGUGAUAUGUGAUGGUAGUGGACGAGCAUCUGAUAUUCUGUCAUUUGCACACAAGUAUUCAGAAGAAGGAGGGGUAAUAAGUGAAUCCCUCAGGGACCAGCUACUAGUUACAAUCCAGAAAACCUUCAACUACAGCAGGAAUCAAGCUCAUCAGCUGUUCAUCAUUCUUAUGGAAUGCAUGAAAAAAAGGAACUUGUAAAUCACUGUGUUCCGUAUGGGGUCUGAAGGGCAACAGGACAUUGAGAUGUCUAUCUUAACUGCUCUCCUCAAAGGUACGAAUGCAUCUGCUCCAGACCAGCUUAGCUUGGCUUUGGCCUGGAAUCGUGUUGACAUUGCACGCAGCCAAAUCUUCGUCUUCGGACACCACUGGCCACCUUUAGGAAGCCUUACAGCUACUGAGGGUACAGCCCCUGAGAAGGAAAAGAAAUCUCCAGCAGCUCAGACUAAAGCAGCCAGGGGGAAAGGAAGAGGGAAGAAAAAAGGAGGAAAAGCAAAAGAAGAGCCAGAAGAAGAAACAGAUCCAAGAAAGCUUGAACUCCUGAACUGGGUAAAUUCUCUGGAGCAGGCUAUGCUGGAUGCACUGGUUCUGGAUCGAGUGGACUUCGUGAAACUACUCAUUGAGAAUGGAGUUAACAUGCAACACUUCCUCACUAUUCCUCGACUGGAAGAACUUUAUAAUACUAGACUGGGCCCUCCAAAUACGCUGCAUUUGCUAGUUAGAGAUGUGAAAAGGGGAAAUCUUCCACCAGAUUAUCAUAUCAGCCUAAUAGAUAUUGGUCUUGUACUUGAAUAUCUCAUGGGUGGAGCUUAUCGCUGCAACUAUACUCGAAGUUUUCGGACUCUUUAUAAUAAUUUAUUUGGACCAAAAGGGUAAGAAUGACCGAAAGCUCUUAAACUACUAGGGAUGGAGGAUGAUGAGCCUCCCACAAAAGGAAAGAAGAAGAAGAAGAAAAAGGAGGAAGAGAUCGAUAUUGAUGUGGAUGACCCAGAAGUCAGCCGCUUUCAGUAUCCAUUUCAUGAACUUAUGAUAUGGGCCGUGCUGAUGAAACGGCAAAAGAUGGCACUCUUCCUUUGGCAACGAGGAGAGGAAACCAUGGCCAAGGCACUUGUUGCCUGUAAGCUUUACAAAUCUAUGGCUCAUGAGUCUUCUGAGAGUGAACUAGUGGAUGACAUCUCUCAGGAUCUGGACAACAACUCAAAAGAUUUUGGCCAGCUGGCAGUUGAGCUAUUGGAUCAGUCCUACAAACAUGAUGAGCAGAUUGCCAUGAAACUACUGACCUAUGAACUGAAAAAUUGGAGUAAUUCUACCUGCCUGAAACUGGCUGUGGCAGCUAAACACAGGGACUUCAUUGCUCACACAUGCAGUCAGAUGCUUUUAACAGAUAUGUGGAUGGGGCGACUACGUAUGCGGAAAAACCCAGGACUUAAGGUUAUAAUGGGGAUUCUCUUCCCUCCUACCAUCCUUUUCCUAGAGUUUCGCAGUUACGAUGAUUAUUCUUACCAGACAUCAAGAGAAAAUGAAGAAGGCAAAGAAAAAGAGGACGAAAAUGUGGAUGCAAAUGUGGAUACAGGCUCCCGAAAAGGAGAUGAAGAGAAUGGAAAUAAAAAACAAAACAGCCUUCCAAUUGGAACAAAGAUCUAUGAGUUCUAUAAUGCACCUAUUGUCAAAUUUUGGUUCUACACAAUAUCAUACCUGGGUUACUUGAUGCUAUUUAAUUAUAUCAUCUUGGUGCGGAUGGAACGGUGGCCGUCAGUCCAGGAAUGGAUUGUCAUCUCUUACAUUGUGACACUGGCUUUAGAGAAAGUAAGAGAGAUUCUGAUGUCAGAGCCAGGAAAGCUGAGCCAAAAAGUGAAAGUUUGGCUCCAGGAAUACUGGAAUAUUACUGACCUGGUGGCUAUUUCAGUAUUUAUGAUAGGAGCAAUUCUUCGUCUACAGAACCAGCCUUACAUGGGUUAUGGAAGAGUGAUUUACUGUGUUGAUAUAAUUUUCUGGUACAUUAGAGUACUAGAUAUCUUUGGUGUUAACAAGUAUCUGGGACCUUACGUCAUGAUGAUUGGAAAGAUGAUGAUUGACAUGCUCUACUUCGUGGUGAUCAUGCUUGUUGUUCUAAUGAGUUUUGGAGUAGCCCGUCAAGCUAUCCUGCAUCCGGAUGAAGAGCCUUCUUGGAGACUAGCUCGCAACAUCUUCUAUAUGCCCUACUGGAUGAUCUAUGGAGAGGUGUUCGCAGACCAGAUAGACCGUAAGAGUAGAAUUCAUACUCCUUGUGGAGACAAUCUUUACGAUGAGGAUGGUAAACGCCUCCCUCCAUGCAUACCAGGGGCCUGGCUCACUCCAGCUAUUAUGGCCUGUUACCUCUUGGUGGCAAAUAUCCUCCUGGUAAACCUGCUGAUUGCUGUCUUCAACAAUACCUUCUUUGAGGUAAAAUCAAUAUCCAACCAAGUCUGGAAGUUCCAGCGGUACCAGCUGAUUAUGACAUUCCAUGACAGACCUGUCCUCCCACCGCCGAUGAUUAUCUUCAGCCACCUCUACAUAAUCAUCAAGAGAGUCUGCUGUCGCUGCAAGAAGCGUGAAGGAGACCAGGAUGAGCGUGACAGAGGACUGAAGUUAUUUCUGAAUGAUGAAGAGCUAAAAAAACUGUAUGAGUUUGAAGAGCAGUGCGUAGAAGAAUACUUCCAGGAAAAAGAGGAUGAGCAGCAGUCAUCUAAUGAUGAACGCAUCAGAGUUACCUCUGAAAGAGUUGAAAAUAUGUCUAUGAGGCUAGAAGAAGUGAAUGAAAGAGAACAUUUUAUGAAAGCCUCUCUCCAAACAGUUGACCUUCGACUCUCUCAAUUGGAAGAACUCUCUGGUCGGAUGGUGAAUGCUCUUGAGAAGCUGGCAGGUAUUGACAAGUCUGAGCUGACAUAUACGCGUUCACGGGCUUCAUCUGAGUGUGAUGCUGCGUAUCUCCUGAGGCAAAGCAGUGUCAACAGCUCUGAUGGCUGCAGCAUGUAUAGAUACCACAUUGGUGGUGAUGAGUUAACAUAUGAUGACAGCACCACUCCUAUGUCACCAGCCAUAGGAUUGUGUAAAAAAGCCCAUUCUAUUGGUACAAAAGAAGAUGGAGCAGACCCAAGGAUGCUGGUUCGAGAGAACCAGACCAGUCUCCAUUGUACCUCUAAUGCUAAUGCAGUCAACCCAUCAGAUUACAGUAGAUCUACAUUAGAAAUUGAACAAAAUGUUUCCAGACCCCAUUCUGGUUCGGGUAUUUUGGGGGAUGAAAACCAAGGGAUUUUCAAGAAUGAUGAAACGGUUCCUCGAAGUAUAAACCAGAUGGAUGUUGUUAUCAGCAGACAGUCGGUACCCAAACCAGAUUUUCAGAACACUCAGUUAAAAGUAGAACGGACUAAGUUAGAAGCAACGAUCUCUUAUCCCUUGGACAAAUCAAAAGCAAUGCGCUAUUUUCCUCCUGAAACAUUCAGUGCUUGUCAAACCACUAUGAUGAAGUCGAGGAGCUUUAUAUUUGCAAAAGGCAGAAAGCUGGUUGGAGGAGUUAACAACUGGACCACUGAGUAUAGUACCAUCAUGGAUCAGGUAUGCCCUUCUACAAUUGAGCAGUGGGCCACAGAGUGGAAAUACGAAGUUGAGCAGCAGCUUUCUCAAGAACAUCCUCCAGAGUACCCUGGUUUUGUCUCUGAAGCAGAAAGGCACGCAGAGCAGAAACAGUUACAGAUGGACACAGAUGAUGACAGCGAUGUUGGUGAAGCAGGUAUUAGUGCCUCUUACACGUCUGCACCUGCCACUGUCAAGGCUCAGAAGGAGAACUUACUAUCAGUAAAGCCAGACAGGACUUCUGGGUUCCCAUCAGUACGGUCCAAGAGUUUGCACAGCCAUUCUCGGAAAGCCAAGUCUGUAAAGGACAAAUUAAACAGACCAGGACACGCCAGUAGUGUAACUAACUUAGUGGUCGCAUUUGGCAGUGCAACGGAAGAACAGAAAGCUAGGCAAGAAAAUGCAUCCACAGAAACUGAGUGUUGAAAUGGUUUAUGGCCCCUGUUUUAUCAACAGUCAAAAAAGGAGCAUGGCUAAUUGAACAAAUUAUGGAUUUUUUAAUGAAUUUUUACAGAAGAAUUUUGCAUAUGUUUGUUUCUUUUCAUUUUAGACUUGCUAGAUACAUGUUCUGUUCUUAAAUAAGUGCAGUGGGUCAGGUGAAGGGGAGAUACAUACUCUCUCAGGGGCAGAUGUAAAAGUAGGCACAGUCCACAGAUGCUGAGAGCUUAGAUCUUCCUUUGUUCUAUUUCCACUUCCCUCGUAAGCUUAUUUACUGAUAGACUUUUUAUAAAAGCUCUUGAAAGGACAAUACAAUCAUGAAAUAAUUUAGAAAAUAUUUUUUCUUCUUUAUCAGAAGACUUCUUAAAUUGCACAAAUUUUUAACCAGCCUUAGUUUUUAUCCUGAUUUAUGCAGCUGGUUUCUUUCUGGCCAUUAUGUUUUCCAGAUCAAAACAAAAUUGUUGACUGCAUGGAAAUAUUGUGCAGUUCCCUUUCACUUCUGAUUUCUUGCAUGCUUCUUAGCAACUCUUUCAGAAAGGCAGAACAUAGCAGUUUCUAUCCAAUAAAAUAGAGCUGAAUGGAAAAAUACAGUUGUGUUUUGAAAAACCUGACCUGGAAAGCUAUGUGUAAACAUAUUCUUGACCCAUCUUUGAACUUCAGUUACCAUGGUCUGCUUUCAGGAUCAUAUCUGUCCCUGCCCCAAAGCAUGCUGGCAGCCUUAAACCGUUGAAAAACAGUGAUUAUUGUUUCAAAAUGUUUUGGGAGAUUAUAAGUAUAUAAAGUGUAGGGAGAUUUUAAUAAUGUGAAUCCAAGAUCUGCAUUAGUGUUUUGUAUAAGAAGGGAUUACAGUGGAAUCCCAUGUAGAGAAAAAAAAUGGCGUUGUUAAAAUGCCUGCACUGGAGAAAAAAACAGAAAAGGUAGUCUGAUUAGGUGAGAUCAGAAUGUAGCCAAUCUGUGUUGGAAGCAAAUCUACUGUGACAAAUUAGUAUUUCAUUUUGCAAAUUCAAUAUGACAGUGCACAAGGAGCAAGAGUUCCUAGGAGUCAGUCUAAAAAAAAAAUAAAUUCUACAAAUGAGAAGAGAAUUUCUAUAUAUUUUCUUGAGUCAAUUUCAAAAAGAAAGUUCAAAGAAAAUAACUCUCUACAGAGCAUUUUCUAUCCCUCAACAACUAAGAGUGGAAAUCCACAUCUGUAGUUACAGUUUCCUAGCACACUUGUCUCAACAGUAGGUUGAAAAACCUACAUACUAGGUUUUGAUAGUUUUCUUCAUAAUAGUAUGAUUUUUUAUUUGCCUCAUUCUUCUCUGUUACCUUUUAGGAAUUUCAUUUUCCCAAAUACUCAGCACCUCUUUCUGCAGGAGAGGCUUGCCAAUGAACAGACAGGACAGAAAAUGAGUUAAAGCUAUGUUACUUGUUCACAGAAUACUAGUCCAAAGUUUAUGCUUAAUUCAUUAACAGUUAGUACUUACUCAUACACUAUUUUGAAAAAACAGAAUUUCUUUUUGUCCCCCACCAUCAGCUCCUCGGUAUGUAUGUCUCUGUCUGUUCUUUGGUAAUGCUUUUCUGUUUUGAAACACAGAGAUUGAUGGAAGACUUUAGAAUGCAUUGAUGGCAUCAUUUUUUUAAUAUUUGUAUUAUAUUUUCAUACUCUACAAUUACACUGUGAAGUAUUGUUACCAUACUGCAUGAUCAUGGUAACUGCAUAGAUACUUCUGAAGGUUCAGUCAUCAUUUACUAUAGCUUUUUGCCAGCUUGGUCUUAUGAGCAUGUUUACUGGUUUCACUGUUGCAGAACAGUGUUGACAUUUUGCUUUUCAUGAGGGCUUCUUUUUUAUUCAACUUUAGGGAACAUGACGUUCUGUAAAAACAGAAUGACAUUUGAAAUUGUUUCACUUCUGUGUUUACUUCUGUGUUACCUUUCUAUGCAACUACACAGCCAUUUUGUAUGCGUGGUUCAAAUAUCCUGCAAUUUGCCAAUGCCUUUUAUUGUUUGCCUGCACACUCGCCAGGAACUGAUUCAUCAUCAAACAAAGGGAUGCAGCUUUUCAGCACUUUGCUAAACAAGCAGUAUGCAUUGUGGAACACAGUACAGUGUGUUGCAUGUCUCUUGUUACAUUGUGUUUAUAAAAUUUGAGUUAAAUCACACUUUGUUUGACCAGUCUUUUUUUAUCAUUUGCAUUACAAAGUUAUUAGGUGACAUGUAGUUUUCAAACAAAAACAUUUUACCUUUGUAUUUAUUUUCGUACUUUGUGUAAAUCAUUUAUAAAGAAAUCUUAUGAAAAAGAUGUGAAAUGAAUUCAGUAUACCAAACUGGCCAUGGUAAGGAUAUCAACUCUUUAUUUACCUGUUUCUUCUUAUGCAGUGAGUGGGCUGAACAUUUUCUAAGUGAAGUUUCUUUUUUAACAUUUGUCAGUAAUUUUCCAUAAAGUUCUGUAUCCGUUUAUGACUUCAUAAGGCUUUGAUGCUUUCUGUGCUCUUGGAUAGCAUGAACUGAAAUGAUAACCCCUCUGCCAUUAAAUGUGAUGUAACUACACUGACCUUUGGCAGAGUUAUUUUAGAUGUAUGGCCAUUUUAAUAAUAUUUAAAUACGGCUCUGUAUGUAAAUAAAAGACUGAUACUAGAUCUGGAGCACGCUAAAUAGAAUAAUGAUCAACACACCUGCAUGCCUGCCUUCCUUCUUUCUUGAAUACUGGGUGAAAGGAUGAAAGUGUAGAACUGGUAUUUCUGAAGAUACAUGCUUAAUGCUGCUUUUUAAGAAGAUGCAUCCCUCCCGUUACUAAGGAUGUGGUGACUCCACAGCAGUGUCGUAGUGAAUUCUGCUUACUGUUUUUUUAUUAUGUACUUGACCUGUACUGAACCAGGUCAGGUCCUAAAGAGUGUGCAGUCUAAGGCUAUGCACUAAGGCAGAGGCAUUACACUGAGGUAAUUGGGGUGAAUUCACCUUCUAGUAUCUUGCAAUACAGACAUUUCCCUCUCCCUCAAGGCACGUAUUUCAAACACGGUGACCAAUUGUUAUAUUAAUGUAAGCAGGUUCUUAACUAUACUGGCUGAUUCCAAUUCCUCCAUUUUACAUUGCGUCAUUCUGGGACUAGCCUGACUUUACUCUUGCAAGCCCUAUCCUAUUGCAGCAAUGCAUCACCAUUUCCAUUUGAAAUGUUGGAUUUAGAUACCUGACAACCAAGAAAAUCAAAUGUCCAUAAUAUUAAAUAGUGAAUUCAAAUAAUCACUCAAUCCUUUCAGGCAUGGUCUCUCCAUACUGCUUCUUUGGACCCUUUUCUAGGUUCUGGUCUUGACUGUCAUAUUUGGCAAGAUGUAUAUCUAUCUGUCUUUCUAAAUAAAAAUUAAAAGAAUUAGGAUCUGCAAAGCCUUGUCAGAAAACAGGAAAGCAAGGAGGGCAUGUGACCAAGGAUGUCAACAGGACUGUUUCAUUAGAUCCGCAUGAUCCCCAGGACUGUGCGCUGUAAUGGGUGCUCUGGACAGUUAAUCCACUGACACAAAGCCAGUUUGCUGCUGAGCACUUGUCAUGGGAGAGGUGAGUUUUCAGAGGGUAACAGCAGCACUUGGACACAUUGCAGGGGUCUCACCUGCUAACAUCAUUGUCAGCUUAUUACUUCUGUACCACUGGUCACUCUAGUUGGACUCAUGUUACACUCAAAAAGUUGUUAUAAGCAAAA